Phlebotomus papatasi is the source of this 1291-nucleotide messenger RNA. RefSeq names its product cytoplasmic dynein 2 light intermediate chain 1. Lineage: Eukaryota; Metazoa; Arthropoda; Insecta; Diptera; Psychodidae. Gene Ontology annotation, biological process: intraciliary retrograde transport; intraciliary transport involved in cilium assembly. The coding region runs from base 12 to 1001 and encodes 329 amino acids. Gene Ontology annotation, cellular component: ciliary basal body; axoneme; cytoplasmic dynein complex. The record is from RefSeq and is a predicted model, not a curated record. Gene Ontology annotation, molecular function: dynein heavy chain binding. The transcript has 2 exons.
AUUUAUAGGAAAUGAGUGAGAUUCAGAGAGAAAGUCUCAGGGAGAUUGCUAUUAAAUUGGCUGAAGACCAAGUGAAGAGUCAAGUGACUCUUACUGGACCCAAAGAAAGGACAAUCUUUAUACUUGGCAGUAAGAAUGUCGGGAAAUCUACCUUUAUCAAUCGUUACCUGGAUCGGGAAGAGAGUCCCAAGACAACACUAGCCCUGGAGUAUUCUUACGGAAGGCGUACAAGUCCUGGCCAAGGCAUUCAGAAGCAAAUCUGCCAUGUGUGGGAACUCGGGACGGUGGUGAAUUCAGAACAGCUCCUCUGUAUUCCCUUCAGGUCCAAUGGACUGGAGAAUGCUUCAGUGGUUAUAAUGAUAGAUCUAUCGAGGCCUGAGAAAUUGUGGAAUGACAUCAGUUCAAUAUUGGUCGAACUAAAAAAUGUCCUUCGUAAUUGCAAACCUCCAGAAAAUGCCACUCAUUUGCAGAACUUUUCUAAAGAGCACAUCACAGAAAAUCUCUUUCCAGUUCCCGUUUAUAUUAUUGGCGGGAAGUAUGAUAUGUUCCAGGACAAAGAUCCGGAAAUUAAGAAACAAGUUUGUAAAUGCUUGAGGGCAAUUGCUCAUCAAAUUGGUGCUUCUGUAUCCUUCUAUACCACUCAAAACAGCUCAAUGGGACGGACAGUGAGAGACAUUCUCAAUCACUGUGGCUUCGGAAGUCCAGCAAAUCCUAUUAGGAAUCUCCAGACUGACUACAAUGCUCCUCUAUCUGUGCCUUUUGGGCAGGAUUCAUGGAAUAGCAUUGGAUUUAGUGCGGAAAAUCUUGAGGCAAUUGGAGCAAUAUUUUGUCGAGCAAUUCCACAAGAGGAUAGCUCCAUUGCUCCUCUUCCACCAGAUCCAAUAAAGGACACGGAUUUUAGAGAACCGAUUAUUGAUGAAUUAAGGGCACAAAAAGAUGAAGAACUUCACACUCUACUAAAGCACACUGAUAUUAUGGGAAGAUUUGAAAAAAUAAAUUAGGUUCAUAAACCUUAAGCUUAGCGUAAGUGUGCCAAAUUCCGGCCAGCUUGCAAUUUCGGCCACCUUUUUUGUUCCUCGAAUUCGACAAACGAGAUGACGUGAAAAAGAUAUUGGAUGAAUUCCCGAAGGGCAAGGAACUUUGAGAAUGAAGGUGACCGAAAUAGCUUUGGUGCAUUUAUUAAUUUUAAAAUGUAUAAAGAAUGAUUUUAGAGUAAAUAAAGACGGUAAACUCUUUACAAGGUUCCAAGCAACACCCUUUCAGAAGAAAGAAUAAAAAAAAUCAAUUUGUA